AUGAUUCUUCAUCGAGUUGUGCGAUUUUGCCGGUUUAGCGGCCACUUCCUCUUCCUGAACGCGCAGCCCAACUCGUCCGAGUCGCUGCACCUCAUCAGCCCGCCCUACAUGUUCACGGCGCAGCAGUGCAUGCUGCGGCUGUCGCUGCACACGGCCAACGGCUCCAUCGCCGUGUUCGCCGAGUCGCAGCAGAGCAACGGCUCGUCCGUGCCGUGGGAGCUGGCGCACAACGUCAGCAACACGGGCAGCGCGUGGCAGCAGCACAACAUCUCCAUCGGGAGCGUGGCGCAGACCAUCCGCAUCGUGAUCGAGGUGACCAACGUGACGCGCAGCACGGGGCACGUGGCCAUCGACAACCUGCAGCUCGUCAGGUGCUUCCACGGUGAGUAA
This is a messenger RNA of Frankliniella occidentalis (western flower thrips), 390 nucleotides long. RefSeq lists its product as uncharacterized. The transcript has 3 exons. Lineage: Eukaryota; Metazoa; Arthropoda; Insecta; Thysanoptera; Thripidae. The record is from RefSeq and is a predicted model, not a curated record. The coding region runs from base 1 to 390 and encodes 129 amino acids. Gene Ontology annotation, cellular component: membrane.